UUUCCUUGUUCGUACCAACAUGCAUUUUCCUUUAGUUUAUAAGUUGGAAAUGAUUAUUGGCUGGACAGAAUGCAGUUCGGGAGGAAUUCGGGUGAAUUUCUUUCGUGAUAACUAGCGUUCUCCAUGUUUUUAAUCUAUGUCAUCCAUACGAGUUUAAUGGAGGAUGACGUGAAUAUACCACGUGGCUAUUUAUGGGGCGUUUGAUUCAUCCGAUGGCGCAGAUAAGAAAGCCUGAGUUUCCCGUGUCAACGUUAGGGAUCUGGAUUUCACUAUUACCAAACCAAUCUUUAUGUUUAGGUAGCUGGGACCCAAACUCAACCAAACCAGUUUGGAAUUUUCUCUCGAGUCAACAAACAUUUUCCAAACCUACAAAAAGUAGCAAUGAAUUAAUUUUCCAAAAAAGUAAGAGAUGCAAAUCGCGUAGACGUAGCAUUUGAAUACAUACAGUUAGUUACAGAGGACGAAAACGACACCACCACCAGGUCCACCACCGUACUUUCAGAAUUUACCGACAACACCUCGCCGCCUUAAUUUUAAAGCUUUCUCUCUCUUCGAUCUCAUAAAGAAAUUAUGAACGCAGCAGCGUCACAUUUUUCCGUUCUUCCCAAUCUCAACUGCCAAAGAAAAUUUUCACUGUCAUGUUCUGAUAUUCAAAAUCUUAACCGUGUCGCUUGCUAUUCCGAUUGUAACAAGUCUACAUCUCAGGCAUCUUUGUUUUUGUGUCCUGGCUCGACAAAUAGAAGAAUUGGCAGCACAAACUUAGUUUGUCGGGCGUUUUCUUCUGUUGAUACAAGCACUUAUAAUGGGGUUGUUUUAGAAUCGCCUUCUCACACUGUAGAAGAAAAAGUUGGUGUUUUGCUUCUCAACUUAGGUGGACCGGAGACGCUGGACGAUGUUCAACCUUUUCUGUUUAAUCUGUUUGCAGAUCCUGAUAUUAUUCGGCUCCCAAGGUUGUUCCGGUUUCUUCAGCGACCGUUGGCAAAAUUGAUAUCUACACUUCGGGCUCCUAAAUCCAAGGAAGGGUAUGCUUCUAUUGGAGGUGGCUCUCCUUUACGCAAAAUUACAGAUGAUCAGGCACUUGCAAUUAAAAUGGCUUUGGAAGCAAAGGGCGUCUCUUCAAAUGUCUAUGUUGGGAUGCGGUACUGGUACCCAUUCACUGAAGAAGCUGUUCAACAAAUUAAGAGGGAUGGAAUAACAAGGCUCGUGGUGUUACCCCUUUAUCCCCAGUUUUCUAUAUCCACUACUGGGUCAAGCAUCAGUGUUCUGGAGCAAACGUUCAGGGAAGAUGAUUAUUUGUCUAGGGUCCCUGUUUCCAUUAUAAACUCUUGGUAUCAAAGAAAAGGUUAUCUCAAGUCAAUGGCUGACUUAAUUGAGAAAGAACUCCAGAGUUUUUCUGAGCCAAUGGAGGCGAUGAUAUUUUUCAGUGCCCAUGGUGUUCCUGUCAGUUACGUUGAGAAUGCUGGGGAUCCAUACCGAGAUCAAAUGGAGGAAUGCAUCUUCUUGAUCAUGCAGGAACUGAAGGCUAGAGGAAUUAACAACGAGCACACUCUUGCUUAUCAGAGCCGAGUGGGCCCUGUACAGUGGUUGAAACCAUAUACAGAUGAAGUUCUAGUUGAGCUUGGCCAGAAAGGUGUGAAGAGUCUUUUAGCUGUUCCAGUGAGCUUUGUGAGUGAGCACAUAGAGACUCUUGAAGAAAUUGACAUGGAGUACAGGGAAUUGGCUCUUGAAUCUGGCAUAAAAAAUUGGGCACGUGUCCCCGCCCUUGGUCUUACCCCUUCCUUCAUUACUGAUCUGGCAGAUGCAGUGAUAGAAGCUCUUCCAUCGGCAACAGCAAUAUAUGCCCCAGCCAACACCUCUGAAGAUAUGGAUAAUGACCCAGUAAAAUUCUUUGUCAAGAUGUUUUUUGGUUCAGUUUUGGCAUUCAUCUUGUUUUUCUCACCCAAAAUGAUAUCAGCAUUCAGGAAUCAUGUCAUUUAGAAGAGUACAGCCAGAAUUUGAUAGGCAAAGCAUAGUUGUUAAAGCUAUUGGUAACAAAUUUGUAUACAUAGUUUUUCCCUUGGUUUUACUCCUUUCCACAUAUAAUGUUUACGUCAUAGAGUUUUGAAGAAGCAAAAGCAAUUGUGUUUACUUGAUAAUAAUGAAAACUUGCACGUCAAUUUGGAAAUACACAGAAAGAACAACCUGGAUAAUUUACUUGUAUUUAUAAACAAAGAAGUUAUAAUUUUUUGUUGUUCUUGUAACGAUUUUAGUACAACAAUUGUAUGUAGUAAGUUCAAUAGCGCAUGUAUGCACAGGAACAUAUUUUGAAAUUGCGAUAAAAAUUCAGCAUCAUUGCCUUGA
Molecule: messenger RNA, 2340 nt
Organism: Trifolium pratense (red clover)
Lineage: Eukaryota; Viridiplantae; Streptophyta; Magnoliopsida; Fabales; Fabaceae
Product: ferrochelatase-2, chloroplastic
Exons: 10
Coding region: 571-1977 (468 amino acids)
Biological process (GO): heme biosynthetic process
Molecular function (GO): protoporphyrin ferrochelatase activity
Source: RefSeq, a predicted model, not a curated record